CGCGAGCGCUACCCACGAAGAAGCGGAGGAGACAGCUAGGCUGGGCUUUGACGGGGAAACAUUUCGGUCACUGGGGAUAAACAAGGUGUGCAAAGCAGCUUUGACCUGCUUUAGUACAGACUUUAAUACAAAGCUGAGUCUUUCGGACUUUUGUGAUCGACCCCGGGAGGUGACAGCGUCUUCUCCUUCACUUUAUUGAGGUUGUUAGAAGACAAACGACUAAAGCUAAUGUUAGCUUAGCAGGUUGUUAAAUAUCCCUGACAGGGUUUAACGGUUAAUUGUUCUCCUUUAAUGUUAUGUCACGCUAAACACACCGCGAGCGUCUUCUCUUCUCUGUAUUUAUCAGCUGUGUUCCGUCUCUGCGAUAUUGAAGCUUCUCUGUCGUUGUGAGAAACUCGCUCAGAUCGUUUGGACUGGACGCAGGACACGGAAAGGCGUGUCCCAGACCUUUCUACUUCGGAUAAUUCAUUGAAGACAAAUGUUUCUGAGCCAUGGAUCAAGCUGUUGUGGACAGUCCUGUCAUCCUCGUCAUCAGGGCUCCCAACCAGAAGUACGAUGACCAGACAAUCAACUGCUACCAGGACUGGACUGUGGAAAAGCUCAAAGCCCACUUGUCUGAUGUGUACCCCAGCAAACCAAGCUCCAAGGACCAGCGGCUGGUUUAUUCUGGGAAGCUGCUUCUAGAUCACCUUACCUUAAAAGAUGUCCUCAGGAAGCAGGACGAGUACCAUAUGCUCCAUCUGGUGUGCGCCUCCAGAACCCCUCCCAGCUCCCCCAAGCCGCCCCGCAGCCGCAGUAACAAGCCACAGGAGAGCGCCGCCGGUCCCGCGGGCUCUCAGACUCCCAGCAGCGCCGGUCAGGCUGGUCAGACGGCUGCCGGAGAGAGCAAUGAUUGGCUGAGACAGCAGGCUGGAGCCUUCCCCUACCACCACAUGUAUUCCCAGUUUAUGCACAGCUGGAGUCAACAAAUGGCAACGGCUCCCAUAAACAUGCCCUCCUACUACACCCCCAUGACUUUGAUGUGGUGGCAGCAGCUGUAUGCAAGACAAUACUUUUUGCACUAUCAGUUACUGGCAGCUUCCUCUCAGCAGCUGCGACCCGACCAGACCUCCACUCAGUCCAGUCAGUCGGACCCUCUCAGCCAGCGACCGCAGGCGGGUCGGCACGGGAACCCGGAGGUCCAGAUGAACGCCCAGGGAGGGGAGAUCCUGAACGAGGAGGAGCUCAACAGGGACUGGCUGGACUGGGUCUACACGUUUUCCCGUGCCGCCAUCCUGCUCAGUAUAGUCUACUUCUACUCAUCCUUCAGCCGCUUUGUCAUGGUGAUGAUGGCCAUGCUGGUGCUCUACCUCCACCAGGCCGGCUGGUUUCCCUUCAACCUGGAGAACGAGCUGCAGCUUCCUGGAGACCGAGCCAACCAGGAGGAAGCGGAGCCAGACCUACAAAACCAAGACUUACAAGAAGUGGACGGCGGCGUAAACGACGGCGGCGUGAACGACGACGCCUCAGACGACGACGGGGAGAGCGGCGAGGAGGGAGCGGAGGAUCCCAACAGCGCCCCCAACGCCGGCUUCUUGUCCUCCACGUGGUCCUUCAUCAUAACCUUCUUCAUGUCGCUCAUCCCGGAAGGGCCGCAGAACGUGGCUAACUGAGGGCGGGGCGGGGCCGUCUGCCAGAGGAAGAGGAGGGACACUUGAUUCUGCGGCGGUGCAGUGUUGUCCGUUUCCCCCAGCCGUCUGCUCUCUGGGCUUAAACACAAAUGACAGAUCCUGUAUAAAAAAACAAAAAGAAAAUUCUAGAUGUUUCUUUUUUUUUUGCCUUGAGAGGCGAAAAGUUUUGUUUUAGGAGUCAAGUAACGCAAAUGGUGGUUUCCCUGCUGUGUUCAAAUAUAUCCAGUAAAGCUUUGCAACACAGAGACGGCAGGUAAGGUUCACUGAGGAUGUCCAUAGCGCUACACAUCCUCUGCAGAAGCAGCAAUAUAAGUUAGUUUUUUUUUUUUUUUUUUUUUUUAAAAAGCUGCCGAGUUGUGAAGAGCGUGGGUAUAUUGAAAGAAGACAAUUAAAAUGGCCACUUUACAGAAGUUGAAUUGCUGUGAUGGAUUAUGGGUAAUGUAGCACCUGUGGUAUCUUAACAGAGAGGAGCGAGUUUGGUCUGAGAGUUUUACGGAACGUGUCAGAGAACAUUUGUAAUGUGCAGAGUUGCGUAAUUGUUGACUUCUGGUUUAUUUCUUUACAAACUCGACUUUGAAACAUUGUAAAAAAAAAAUCAAAUAAAAAAAAACCUAAACAUGUAUAUUUAAUGUGUCACGGGAUAUUAGUUGUUUAAUCGACAGGACAUUUUUUUUAUACAUAUAUAAAAAUGUUCCUGCAUGUAAAUUAUUCACUGCCAAACAGACUUUUUUGAGAACACCUGCGGAUGUUGCUACUAACACGUCAAUUAAAUUAUAUUCCUGUUUACUAAAACUA
Messenger RNA from Fundulus heteroclitus (mummichog), 2465 nucleotides. Its product is annotated as homocysteine-responsive endoplasmic reticulum-resident ubiquitin-like domain member 2 protein. The transcript is spliced from 9 exons. Bases 492 to 1652 code for a protein of 386 amino acids. Gene Ontology annotation, biological process: endoplasmic reticulum unfolded protein response. The record is from RefSeq and is a predicted model, not a curated record. NCBI's taxonomy places the organism in Eukaryota, Metazoa, Chordata, Actinopteri, Cyprinodontiformes, Fundulidae. Gene Ontology annotation, molecular function: protein binding.